GCUUAAAUGGCAUUGCUCUCUCCCCUCCCCUCCCCCAAACCUUCCCACCCACCCAGCUACUCUGCUGAGGACAAUCCCAGUGAGUAAUGGGACUGUGAUGAGAGAGCAGCCUGCAUUGGCAUUAGGGCCUGGUUUCCACACUAACCGGGUGCCCUGGAGGAGGUUGAGGGGGGAAGGUGUAUAAGGAGUAGCAGUGGGGGUUCUCAGAGAGACAGCUCUGAUUUCAAUUGUCUCCAUUCUGACAGGUUGGCGUGACCUUGGAGGACAUUGCCCUGUACUUCUCCAGGGAGGAAUGGAGCCUCCUUGAUGAGGGUCAGAGACAGUUGUACCUGAAUGUGAUGCUGGAGAACUUUGAACUUGUAUCCUCGCUGGGUUGCUGCUGUGGAGAAGAGAAUGUGGAAGCCCCGGUUUCUGAAAGAGUGUCACAGGCAAGGAAUCCCAAGAUAGCCUUGUCUUCCCAGAAGAGCCACCCCUGUGAGAGUUGUGAGCUGGUCUUGGGAAACACUUUCCUCGUGAUGCAGGGGCAGGGAACACAACACGGACAGGUACUGUUGAGAUGUGGGGCAUGUGCAAAACGGUUUUACUUCCGUGUAAAAGUUCACCAACAACACGAGAGAGAGAAGAUUUUCCAUACAGGUGUGGACAGGAUCUCACUUGCAAACAGGUGUGAUUUCAAUGUGUUCCAGAAUCAUUUCACAUGUGGGAAAGUUGGGCAGGAUGUGCCUACCGGGUCAGGACAUCUCCACCUAAAGGCUACUCACACCAGGGACAUUCCAAAUGCUAUUCCGACGUGUGGGAUGAUGUUUCAAAGGAGAAAAAAUGAUUACACCAGAAAAGAAUAUAAGGAAGAUAGUUGCACACACAUGUUUAUUCAGGAGAAGGGUAUCCAUGUUGGAAGUCAGUGUUUUGUGAACUCUGAAUGUGGAAAAUAUUUUACCAAAUUAUCUAGCUUUCAUUAUCCACAGCAAGGUGACACUGGAGAAAAGCCUGCUAAAUGUAGUGAGUGUGGGAAAGCCUACACUAGUAGCACUGAACUUUGUCAUCAUCAAAAAGUGCACAAUGGAGAAAGGCCUUAUCACUGCAGUGAAUGUGGCAAAUAUUUUACCAGGAUGGGUGAUCUUCGUCGUCAUCAAAGAAUUCACACUGGGGAAAAACCUUACCAAUGCAGUGAAUGUGGGAAAUCUUUUACCACUAGCAGUGAUUGUCAUCGUCAUCAGAUAAUUCACACUGGAGAAAAACCUUAUCAAUGCAGUGAAUGUGGAAAAUCUUUUACCCAUAGGAGCAUCCUUCAUCAACAUCAGAGAGUUCAUACAGGCGAAAAGCCUUAUAAAUGCAGUGAAUGUGGAAAAUCUUUUGCAGGGAGCCAUGCUCUCCAAUAUCAUCAGAGACUUCACAAUGGAGAAAAGCCUUAUAAAUGCAGUGAGUGUGGAAAAUCUUUUACAUGUAGCAGUGGCCUCCAAUAUCAUCAGAGAGUUCACACUGGAGAAAAGCCUUAUCAAUGCAGUGAGUGUGGGAAAUCUUUUACCACUAGCAGUGAUCUUCAUCGUCAUCAGAGAAUUCACACUGGAGAAACACCAUAUAAAUGCAGUGAAUGUGGGAAAUCUUUUGAAAGUACCAGUGGUCUCCAAUAUCAUUGGAGAGUUCAUACGGGAGAAAAGCCUUAUCAAUGCAGUGAAUGUGGAAAAUCCUUUAUGUCUAAGAACGUUCUUCAUGAACAUCAGAGAGUUCAUACGGGAGAAAAGCCUUAUAAAUGCAGUGAAUGUGGGAAAUCUUUUGCCCAGAGAAGUGCCCUUUGUAUUCAUCGGAGAGUUCAUAGGGGAGAAAAGCUUUAUAAAUGCAGCGAAUGUGGGAAAUCUUUUACCUGGAGCACUGCCCUUCUGCGUCAUCAGAGAGCUCAUACUGGAGAAAAGCCUUAUAAAUGCAGUGAAUGUGGGAAAGCUUUUAUCACUAGCAGUGAGCUUAUUCGUCAUCAGAGAUUUCACACUGGAGAAAAGCCUUAUAAAUGCAGUGAAUGUGGGAAAUUAUUUACCACUAACUCUCAACUUCAUCGUCAUCAGAGGGUUCACACGGGAGAAAAGCCUUAUAAAUGCAGUGACUGUGGGAAAUCUUUUACGAGAAUUGAUAGCCUUCAUUGCCACCAGAGAUUUCACACCAGAGAAAGUCCGUACGAGUGCAGUGAAUGUGGGAAAUUUUUUAUCAAGAGCAGUGGUCUCCAUAAUCAAAGUUUUGACAUUGAAGAAAAGCCUUAUACAUGUAGUGAAUGUGGGAAAUCAUUUGCCAGGAGCAGUGAUUUUAAUCUUCAUCAGAGAGUUCACACUGGAGAAAGGCCUUAUGAGUGCAGUAAAUGUGAGAAAUCUUUCACCACCAGCAGGUACCUUCUUUGUCAUCAGAGAGUUCACACAGGAGAAAAGCCUUAUAAAUGCAGUGAAUGUGAGAAAUCUCUUACCAGGAGCAGUCAUCUCCUGUAUCAUCAGAGAGUUCACACUGGAGAAAGCCAUUAUGAGUGCAAGUAAUGUGAGCUGUCCCUCAGCCAAAUUUUUAAAUUGGCUCUGCACCUAUGAGUCCAAAUGUGAGAAAAUUCUUAGAAGUGAAGGAAAUGUCUCUUAGUUCCGUCUUCGCAAUAGUGUAAGAAAAUGUGUGAAAUCUUUUUAGUCUGAAUUGUAUCUCAUACAUUUAAUCACCUACAUUACAUAAAGUCCCCUCAAGUGACUAUAUUGUUGUGUUUGUUUUUAUGUUGUAUCAUAUGUAUCUGUGUUGCACUUUCUAACAUACAGAGAUGUUCUGCCAGAUCUGUAUCACUGCAUAUUUCUAUUCCUGAAGGUAUUUUACCUGAACCACCUAUAAGGUCCCUACAGAUGGCAUCAAUCACCAUCCUCAUGUGCCCAGGGAAGCUAACUCUGUUGUCUGAUUUGUUGAAGAAAAUUAGGAAUACCUGAGUCCUUAGUUCUUACUUGUUUCCUUGUCAUGAAUUGCCACAUAGGACUGAUUGCUAUUGGCGCCAGUAAAGAUAAUGUUGAUUGCCAUUGUCAGGGACACACUUUUCCUAGAUGCUAAUGAAGAAUUUAUGGAGUGCCUAAGUCAUCAAUGGGAGAACGGCCAGUCUCAGGUCUCUUUGGUUUGUAAAAUAAUGAAGGCUUUUUCCUAAGUCUUUUUAAUCUGGGGUAUGCUCUUUACUCUACGGCUAGUUUAUAAUGAGAUCUGGCCUCUCCAAGCAUGAUCAGGUGAAAAAACAUUUAUGGGGUCUGAAAUAUUUUUGCCCUUGGGGAAACAUGGUGCAAAAAUUAACAGUUUUUGCCAAAUUUACGUUAUUGCCCAUAUUUUCCUAGGAAACACUGUGGACUCUCUAGUCCUCAUGUGAAGAUGGGUGUUUUGAGACACCGAGAUCACAUCAAAGGGGGGGUAGCUGUGACAACCUCAAGUAGGUCUUGUAGCAUGAAUUUUUUCCUAGAUUUCAAGGGAUGCCAAUACAUUGGAAGGGAAUUGAAGGGAAUCUCUUGUCCAGAUCUUGCAGAGGGUAAUGUGCCCUCUUGCCUACAAUUGCAUGGGUGAUGGUCACUGGUUAGUGGACCAUCGCAGUGAGGGGAAACCUUUAACUGCAGAAACACUGGCCUACUUGUUGUUGGACAGGACCACAGCCCAUUAGAUGGAAUGGUCCUCAUCUAAAUGUGCACCAAGGAAUUAAGUUGAAGAAAAGACUACAGGAUCUGUGUGGACACAGAUCUGAGGGCUCCAGGCAUGUUUAUCUUUUGUGGAGCGGUCAUUGUUAUUGAUUGUAAUCAAGAGGUUUUGUGGGUUCCUGUAGCUUCUCAUUUGUUCCCAUCAGAGCCUUUGGUGCUCUGGGAGCAAGACAAAGAUGGAGACAAAGGCUGUCUGUAGUCCAGGGAUGUGGCUUUUGUGACCCAGCCAGCAUUCAGGUGGGGUCUUCAUUGUUUGUUACAUUUUCUUUCACUGAGAUGCAACUCGCCCAGAGAGCAUUCGAAUAUGGAUUGAAUAUAGACUUGCCAAACCUGUAAUUCUAAACUAGGUGAAUGUACAUUUGUUUUAUCUUGAACCAUUUUUACAAAAGCUAUAAUGAGUAAAUUACAUGUGUAAAGUAUAGAGUUUCGUAAAUCUUGACAUGUGCAUGACACUGUAACUAUCAUUAUACUUAUAAUAUUGACCAUAUCCGUCACUGUG
Molecule: messenger RNA, 4176 nt
Organism: Pipistrellus kuhlii (Kuhl's pipistrelle)
Lineage: Eukaryota; Metazoa; Chordata; Mammalia; Chiroptera; Vespertilionidae
Product: zinc finger protein 850-like
Exons: 7
Coding region: 339-2513 (724 amino acids)
Biological process (GO): regulation of immune system process; regulation of cytokine production; negative regulation of transcription by RNA polymerase II
Cellular component (GO): nucleus
Molecular function (GO): RNA polymerase II cis-regulatory region sequence-specific DNA binding; DNA-binding transcription factor activity, RNA polymerase II-specific
Source: RefSeq, a predicted model, not a curated record